Messenger RNA from Auxenochlorella protothecoides, 816 nucleotides. RefSeq names its product Chlorophyll a-b binding protein 8, chloroplastic. Bases 1 to 816 code for a protein of 271 amino acids. The record is from RefSeq and is a predicted model, not a curated record. Gene Ontology annotation, cellular component: plastoglobule; chloroplast thylakoid membrane. NCBI's taxonomy places the organism in Eukaryota, Viridiplantae, Chlorophyta, Trebouxiophyceae, Chlorellales, Chlorellaceae. The transcript has 3 exons. Gene Ontology annotation, biological process: response to light stimulus; photosynthesis, light harvesting in photosystem I.
AUGCAGACCGCAUUUGGGCAGGUGGCUCCAAGCAGGGUCUGCGGCCUGUCGGGGGCAGCCCGGAGGGCCAGCGUCAUCGCCCGGGCCGAGAACAACAAGAUCCAGAAGGUAGACCGCAUCCAGAAGAAUGGCCCGCUGUACCUGAACUUUGCCAGCGACCAGUCCCUGACCUACCUGGACGGCACGCUCCCCGCCGACUUCGGCUUCGACCCCCUUGGCCUGUCCGACCCCGAGGGCGCGGGGGGAUUCGUCACCCCCGAAUGGCUGGCUUACGGCGAGGUGUACAACGGCCGCUGGGCCAUGCUGGGCGCAGCGGGUGUGCUGAUCCCGGACGUGCUGUCCCACGCGGGCCUGAUUCCGCAGACCCCGGAGGAGAUCAAGUGGUGGAAGACGGGGGUCAUCCCGCCCGCGGGCCAGUACGACAAGCUUUGGCUGGACCCCUACUCCCUCUUCUGGAUCGAGGCCAUCCUGAUGAACUUCGUGGAGCUGCGGCGGUACCAGGACUACCGCAACCCGGGGUCAAUGGGCCGCCAGUACUUCCUGGGGCUGGAGGGCGGCUUCAAGGGCUCCGGCGAGCCCGCCUACCCCGGCGGCCCUUUCUUCAACCCGCUUGGCUUCGGCACCAAGAGCGCCGACGACCUCAAGGUCUGGAAGACCAAGGAGCUGCGGAACGGGCGCCUGGCCAUGAUCGCCAUGCUGGGCUUCGCGGGGCAGGCUGUUGCGACAGACCGUGGCCCAGUGGAGGGCCUGCUCGCCCACCUCAGCGAUCCCUUUGGCAACAAUGUCAUCGGCAACCUGUCCCACUUCCUGCGCUGA